AUGAACAGAGAGAAAAGCAAAAGAGGUGUUAUGGGAAAGAUCAGGACAGGAACCAAUUCAAUCACAAAUCAGUCGGAGGGAGUGGCCGCACCUCGAGGAAACAUCCAGACGGUGUUACGAGGGGGUCUUGAUGGGGAUAACCGAUAGUCGUAAAACGGCCAAAACGAUUUAGCCGAUAGUCGUAAAAUGAAAUGAAAUCCACAGAGCAAACGGACUAGAGAACAACCAAAAAACAUCUGGGGGCGAGGUAUUCUGGCUGGUAUGUAG
Messenger RNA from Pocillopora meandrina, 267 nucleotides. NCBI's taxonomy places the organism in Eukaryota, Metazoa, Cnidaria, Anthozoa, Scleractinia, Pocilloporidae. The record is from the annotation of a GenBank genome assembly.